Messenger RNA from Scleropages formosus (Asian bonytongue), 1402 nucleotides. RefSeq names its product thyroid hormone receptor interactor 13 (gene trip13). Lineage: Eukaryota; Metazoa; Chordata; Actinopteri; Osteoglossiformes; Osteoglossidae. The transcript has 14 exons. Gene Ontology annotation, biological process: reciprocal meiotic recombination; meiotic recombination checkpoint signaling. The record is from RefSeq and is a predicted model, not a curated record. The coding region runs from base 42 to 1328 and encodes 428 amino acids. Gene Ontology annotation, cellular component: nucleus; chromosome. Gene Ontology annotation, molecular function: ATP binding; ATP hydrolysis activity.
CAAUACGCGCGGAAUUUAACUUGUUUGAAGUUGAGGAUUGUAUGCAGCCUAAUAUGGAGGUUGUUGAAGAUGUAAAACUAUGCCCUAAUAAUAGCGAUGCAGUGACUGUGCACGUGGAGGUCCUGGUGAAGGCUCACAGCACUGCCAAAAGAGAGGACGUGAAGGUUCAUGUGCUAGCAUUGCUCAACCGCCACCGGAUGGUGUUUGGGGACUAUAAGUGGGUUGAGUUCGAUGAGGACUUCCUGGCAAAACAUGUUGAGUCUGUAGCAAUCGUGGACACUGAACGACAGCCAUUAGAUCUACAGAGUUGCUGUCUGUCCAUUCACAUCUUUACACUUUAUGAUGAUGGAGUGAGCACACUGAACCUGGAGGAGGAUGAGGACCUGUCAGCAGCAAACCACUGGCUCUUACCUGCAGCUGAAUUUCAUGGCAUUUGGGAAAGUCUGGUGUAUGAGAAUGGAGUCAAGAAACAGCUCCUAGAUUAUGUCUCAACAACAAUUUUCUUCUCUGACAAAAAUGUGGACAGCAACCUGAUUUCAUGGAACCGUGUUGUAUUGCUUCAUGGACCCCCUGGAACUGGAAAAACCUCUCUCUGUAAAGCUCUGGCUCAAAAACUCUCCAUUCGAUUGUCAAACAGGUAUGCUUAUGGCCAAUUUGUAGAGAUUAAUAGCCAUAGUUUGUUCUCCAAAUGGUUUUCUGAGAGCGGUAAACUUGUUACCAAGAUGUUCCAGAAGAUCCAGCAGUUGAUAGAUGACAAAGAAGCUCUUGUGUUUGUUCUGAUUGAUGAGGUGGAGAGCCUUACGGCGGCUCGUAAUGCAGCCAAAGCUGGAACAGAGCCCUCAGAUGCUAUCCGUGUGGUCAACGCUGUGCUCACACAACUGGACCAGAUCAAAAGACAUCCAAAUGUAGUGAUCCUCACCACAUCCAAUGUGACUGAGAAGAUUGACCUGGCCUUCGUUGACCGGGCUGACAUUAAGCAAUACAUCGGACCUCCUUCAGCUGAGGCUAUUUUCAACAUUUAUCUUUCUUGUCUCGGAGAGCUCAUGAAGUGCCAGAUCAUUUACCCUCGGCAUCAGCUCCUGACCAUGCUGGAGCUGGAGACCAUGGGUUUUCAGGAGAACAAUGUAUCGGAGCUUAGCCUCAUUCUCAGGGAUAUUGCAGCAAAGAGCAAAGGACUUAGCGGGAGGGCACUGAGGAAACUGCCAUUUUUGGCCCAUGCCCUCUUUGUCAAGACCCCAACAGUCACCCUCGAGAGGUUCCUCGAGGCUAUGGACCAAGCAGUGAACAAACAGAUUGAAGAGAAGGCUAACCUGGUUAACUCUGUGUGAGUCUAGUUUGCUGCAGUUCUGACAAAUGCAGCUUUGCCAAACUCGUACCAACAAUGUGAUACAGAUGGUUGUGG